This is a messenger RNA of Laccaria bicolor S238N-H82, 1043 nucleotides long. RefSeq lists its product as uncharacterized. Gene Ontology annotation, cellular component: cytosol. The transcript is spliced from 3 exons. Gene Ontology annotation, molecular function: polyubiquitin modification-dependent protein binding. Bases 53 to 868 code for a protein of 271 amino acids. The record is from RefSeq and is a predicted model, not a curated record. Lineage: Eukaryota; Fungi; Basidiomycota; Agaricomycetes; Agaricales; Hydnangiaceae. Gene Ontology annotation, biological process: ubiquitin-dependent protein catabolic process.
CGCUUCACUCUUCCUCUCCACCUCCAACUCGACGCCACAGCCCUUGCCAACGAUGCAAACGGGGCAAAACCCACACGACCCACUUACACAGCUGAACAGCCAUAUGGGGUUCGGUGCGAUGGCGGGGCUGAAUCCGUUUGGUGACAUGGGGUUGAAUCCGAAUGACCCGAAUAUGAUGCAAACGAUCAUGAACUCACCCGAGUUCCUCCAGCAAAUGUCUACGAUGUUGCAGAAUCCGGCCAUAGUCGAUCAAGUUAUCGCCAUGAACCCAAAUAUGGCGGGGAUGGGCGCUCAUGUGAGGGAGACGUUGCAGAGUGAGCAGUUUAGGAAUAUGAUAUCAAACCCCGAACAACUCCAACAAAUGAUGCGCAUGGCUCAGAUGUUCAACGGUGCCGGAAUGGGUGGAGGCAUGGGCAUGUUCGGCGCUCCUUCAGCACCUUUCCCCGCGCCUGGUACCCCCAAUGCCAGCUCGACGACACCGAGCACUACAACGUCCAACACUACAUCCCCGACGACGACAACGUCCCCAGCUGCCAAUCCGUUUGGGAUGUUCGGCGGAGCAGGGGGAGCAGGUGGGAAUCCCUUCGCUGCCGACCCCGCUUUGAUGCAGCAACUCCUGAGCGGUGGUGGGUUUGGGGGCGGCGCUGGUGGAUUUGGUGGUGGGUACGGUGCGGGUGGGUUUGGGGGUGGUGGUGCCCCUGCCGUACCGACGGAUACGCGGCCGCCUGAGGAGAGAUUCCAAGUUCAGCUGCAGCAACUUCAGGAUAUGGGGUUCACGAAUGCGGCGCAGAAUGUAAGGGCGUUGCUUGCGACUGGGGGGCGUGUGGAUUCUGCGAUUGAGUAUAUCCUUGGUGGGGGUGGGUUGUAGACUUGUUCUUGGUGCUAGGGUGGGCAGAGCAGACGAGCGGACAGAUGAAUACGCUGUUAUAUUGAUAGUAUGGUGUGCAGCUCUGAACGCAAAUGAACUUGUUUUCUUGUAAGAUUUUGUAGGUACUAAUUGUACGUAUACAUUAUGGCCAAUAACUCUGAUCGACGCUUCUCAC